GGACACUGCACAGAGCGAGGCAGCCACCGCAGAGUGUGUGCGUACGUGAAGGUUUGCGUUCCUCGUCCUGCCCCAGGGGUGAGGGAGCAGGAGAGCUUGCUUCCACAGCAGGCAGUUGCCUUUUCUCUUGAGCUCAUACCUCUGGGUCUGAAACAGGUUAGGGUGAAGAGAGGUGCCCCAAAGACCCUCCUCCCGAUGCUGGGGAAAUGCAUGCUUCAUAUUUCAGAUUUGUGUGUGUGUGUGUUCUUUCCAUCCCAACAGCCUUUGAUAUGGAGUUUACUGGCUUGCAUUCAAGUUGCCCAGAAAAUAACGAGCCCAGGUAAAGCUGUUGGACUUGAAAUGUGAGGGAGGCUUGCUGCUCUAGCUGUGUGAGAACAACCUGUGCGCUGCAAACCGUGUUUCUACUCCUCCCAAUUCUGGUUUUGUUCAUAGCCUGUUUGAUUCCCCCGUGGAGCGGUACCUGAAGGCCAGGCAGAGCGUUCAGCGCUUCACAGUUACUCAGCUCGGUAUGUGGUGCAUUCAUACAACUUCUAUCUCUUUCCUGCAACAUUGGGAGUUAUGGAUGUUGAAUUUACCCUCUCUGCAUCUAGCAUUCAGUUCCUGUCUCAUUAUGGCUUUGACUAUAAUAAGUUCCUCAAAGAUGGAAUCCCAUACAUGAAUGAGGAGCAGGAGAAGAUCUUUAGCCAGCAUCUCUUAGCAGGUAGCUGGAAAGUCAGCAGUGACCUAGACAGGGAUGUGCUGAAGAAGGCUAUUGAUGAAGUGACCUGUUGGAUAGCUGCAGCAGAGGAAGAUGACACUAUGGUUCUGCAUGAUCUGAGUGGCUAUCAGAUGUUUGAAGUUCAGCUGGUUUUGAGACAGGCUCUCCAAAAUGUUUGGACACAGCCUCUUGGAGACAAGAAGGUAAUGGUGAAAAAAGUGAGUUUCCAGCAUCGCCAGCUUCUGGAGAACUCUCCUCAUGACUGCUGCCAGAAGGAGCUCAUUCUCCUGUCUGCCCGGGGCUUCACCAACCUCUUCCAGACACUUGUUAAAGCCAAGAAGCCCCUGGUGGGACACAACAUGCUUAUGGACCUUAUGCAUCUUCACGACAAGUUCUACAAGCCCCUUCCAGAAAGCUAUGAAGAGUUUAAAAGGAAUAUUCACAUUCUGUUUCCUGUCCUCAUAGACACCAAGACUAUAACAAAAUCUAUCUGGAAGAAAUAUCCGUUUCCUCGAGUAUCUAAUCUUUUGGAGGUGUAUGAGGUGCUGUGCAGCAGAAACCUAAAUCCAACAGAUCCAGCAUCCCCAGUGAUCACUCUUGCAAGUGACUGCUCAAGAUAUGCUGAGAAGAAAUCUCCUCACGAGGCAGGCUAUGAUGCAUUUCUCUGUGGUUCAGUUCUUCUGAAGUCAGCUCAUUUGCUACUAUGCAGAUCCACAGAUGAUGCAGUGGAGGCUGAUCCUUCUUUCUCUCAGUAUCUCACCGUGUUAGCUGAGUAUCUGAACAAAGUGAAUUUCAUCCGAGGAAGUGUUUCAAGCAUUAAUUUUUCUGGAGAAGAUGCUUCGUGCCAACAUCUCCCUCUUCUGGUUGUCCAUGUCCAAGGCUGGCCAGGGCUGAAUGAAAGGCAGAUCUACCAAGAGUUUAAUGCUUUUUGUUGCUUUGAUGUCAGACGGCUUUCAAAGAACCAGUUCCUUCUGCUCUCCAAUAAAUUUAAGGACAUCAGGCAUGUUCUGAGAGAUUAUAAGGAUCACCCUCACCUGCGGGUUUCUGUCUAUCGCCACUGGAAGCACUCUCCGAGCGUGAACUGCCUGCUGCAAGUCUCUGGCAUUGUGGUGCUGUGGUCUGUCUUGGCCUUUGUACUCGGAGGAGCUCCUUGCUCUUAGUUCUGAAGGAUUGCCUUACAGAUGAGAUGUCAGGAACACAGGUUUUAUUUUUUGUGUUUCUCUGUUUUGUUUAAUUUAAUUCAAUAAACUAUGAGGAAAAAAAAAAAAAA
Molecule: messenger RNA, 1967 nt
Organism: Columba livia (rock pigeon)
Lineage: Eukaryota; Metazoa; Chordata; Aves; Columbiformes; Columbidae
Gene: PNLDC1
Product: PARN like ribonuclease domain containing exonuclease 1
Exons: 16
Coding region: 559-1857 (432 amino acids)
Biological process (GO): nuclear-transcribed mRNA poly(A) tail shortening
Cellular component (GO): cytoplasm; endoplasmic reticulum
Molecular function (GO): poly(A)-specific ribonuclease activity; RNA binding
Source: RefSeq, a predicted model, not a curated record